This is a messenger RNA of Tyto alba (common barn owl), 3301 nucleotides long. RefSeq names its product golgi membrane protein 2 (gene GOLM2). The coding region runs from base 360 to 1676 and encodes 438 amino acids. The record is from RefSeq and is a predicted model, not a curated record. The transcript is spliced from 10 exons. NCBI's taxonomy places the organism in Eukaryota, Metazoa, Chordata, Aves, Strigiformes, Tytonidae.
GCAGGCGGAAGGGGCGUGGCCCCGCGCGGAGGGGCGGGGCGUGGCGCCGGGCCCGCUGCCGGCCGGCGAGGAGGGCGGGCGGCGGAGCGGCUGCGCUUUCCCUCACCCUCCGUUCCCUCCCCGCGGGACCGGCAACGGCCACGGCGGCGCGGGCAGGGCCCCGUCCCCCUGCGCGGCUUCCCCAGCUCCCCUCGGCCGCCCCGGGCGGGCAGCCCGCUCUCCCCGCCCCCCCCCCCCCCCCCACCGCCCUCAGGGCCGGGGAUGCGCCCGGCCCCCCGCCGCCCUGAGCGCGGCCCUUCCCGCCCCCGCUUCUCCCCUCUCAGGUGCGGGCCGGGGCGGUGAGCGCGGGUGGAGCCCCCAUGGUGGGCUUCGGGGCCAACCGGAGGGGCGGCCGCCUGCCUUCCCUUGUCUUCGUGGCGCUGCUGGCCGUGAUCGCCGUCCUCGCCUUCAACUGCUGGAACGCCGCGUCCCGCCAGGCCCUGCUGCAGGAGGAGGUGGCGGAGCUGCAGAGCCAGGCCAAGCGCACCGAGGUGGCCCGGGGGCGGCUGGAGAAGAGGAACUCGGACCUGAUGGGCAAGGUGGACUCCCACAAGAAGCAGCUGGAGCAGAAGGAGGCCGACUACAGCCACCUGAGCAGCCAGCUGCAGGCCAGGGACGGCCAGGUGAAGAAGUGCGAGGACGGCAAGAUUAAGCUGCAGAACAACAUAUCCUAUCAAAUGGCAGACAUACACCGUUUAAAGGAACAACUAGCAGAAUUACGUCAGGAAUUCAUUCGCCAGGAAGAUCAGCUUCAUGAGUACAAGAAGAACAAUACUUACCUGACAAGGAGGCUGGAAUAUGAUAGUCUGCAGUGUGGGCAGCAGAUUAAGGAAAUGAAACUGCAACAUGAAGAAAACAUAAAGAAAUUAAUGGACCAAGUUGCGCGGGAACAAAAGGCCACACAAAAAAUUCAGUCCAGUAAAGACAGUGAAGUAAGUCCCAGUAAUGAUGACCAGGCAAUAUCUAAGACUGUUCCAGAGGCAGAAGAUAAAAACACAGUAAAGAACGAGCAGCCUUCAGAUCAUGUUGUAAAUGGCAAAGAGAAAAUCAAACCAGGAGGAGAUGCAGGCAUGCCUGAAAUAGAAGAUAAUGAUCCUGCUAAAGCUGAAGAUACUCCCACUGCUUUAAAGAAGCCACUUAUUUCAGCUCCUAAAAGUGAAGGUGGUCAACCUGUUAUAAAUCUUCCAACUGAACAGCCCCACGCUCCAAAUCUGGCACCAGGUUUGCACAGUGAUGAUGAUGGAAAUGCCGAUAUUGCGAAGCAGAUACCUCCAAAUUCUCUCCAGCACUUAAAUUUUGAAGAAAAUAUGGAAAAUCAGAAAGAACACAAAAUUGAGACAGACCAUAUAAAAAUUCCAAAGAGCAGACUUAGUGACUUGCAGAAGAUGAAGCAAAGCCGAUUCUUUGAUGAGAAUGAAUCCCCUGUUGAUCCGCAGCAGGGUUCUAAACUGGCAGAUUAUAAUGGGGAUGAUGGGAACGUGGGUGAGUAUGAGGCAGACAAACAGGCUGAGCUGGCUUACAAUGAGGAAGAGGAUGGUGAUGGUGGAGAAGAAGACGUCCAAGAUGAUGAAGAGAGAGACCUGCAGAAUGACCUGGUGGAUUAUGGCAAGCCCCGCUUCAGCGACGGCGUGCUUUGAGGCGUGAACGAAGCGGGAGACGUGGAUGGGGAGAGAUCUCAACCGCGGAACUUGAAGUGCUGCAAAACUGAACCAUUUUUACUUUAGUGUUUCUUACUUUAAAGGAGGCUGGUAACAAAACGCGACGAACGUACUCAAAGUCAGUGAAGUAGCAGAAGGAAACAGUCCUGUACAUAUGUACAUAGUUGUACUAUUGCAAAUUGUAUUAAAACCACAUUUUUGUUGUUACAUUGAGCCAAUUAGACUGUACCUUAUCUGUAAUAAUCUUUACAUUUAGAACCGGUAUUAUAAAUACGGGCUGACUUGUUUCUGCAAUUUAGAAAACUUUGUAAACUGGAGAACUUGUACAGUUUGUAUCUCAUGUAAGAAAUACACUGUGGAAGCAAUGUACAGCCAAAGGACUCCUUUUCUACAGUAAUACCUGUAUGAGCAAAAAUACUCCUGCUUUCCUCAUGAGUGCCGUGUUUUUGUAUUUUGCAGGUGAGCUAGCGGUUGAGAAUGAAAACUGAACGUUUAAAACCUUGCUCCUUCCUUAAUGUAACUGAGGGAAGGCUAUGACAGUCUUCGGAAGCAAAUACCGUUUCAAUUCUCGUAUCCAACGACCAAAUCUCGUAGCUAGAGCUGGAAAUCGGUGGUCUUAGAAUCUUAAGAAUUUGAUACAUCCUGAAGAAGCCGUGCAACUAAUAGCUUAUUUUAAAAGGUAAUCUAAAUAAUUCAGCGGAGCUUGCAGGAGACCUUUGGGCAUGUGCUGAAGAGAGCAAGUGUGUUAGCGCGGGCGAGGGCCCAGCGCUCGCCCGUGCGGGCGUCCCGCUGCCCCGCCAGCUCCCUCCUGGCGCAGCCGCGCCGCUUCAGUUGCAGUUUAAUACCUCGACGCAGGUCUCUCAACGUCCACCGCGUUCCACGUUUUGAUUUUUCUAUAGCGGAAGGUUUGUAAGUUAGAUACUUUUUCUAUUCUGUGUUUAAGCACUUUCUGAAUUUUACGGAAAUGAUUCUGUGGAUCUAGUCGUGGAAAUUACGAUUAUUAACCCAGCCUGCUUCUCCACAAGGGCUACUGUGACAAGAAAUUACCGGGCCUCUGACAUGGGUGAUUGUACUUUCUCUCUGUACUCAGGUUCCAGUUGGAAGUACCAGUGCAGGUUUGCUUGAUGCCUAGUUGGUGGACCUUUUCAAUAAAUUUCAACGGUCAUACAAUUACGUUUUUUUUUUUUUUUUUUUUUUAUGGCUACAGCAAUCUUCUACCAAUACGUCUUAAAUAUACAAGAAAUAAAAAUUCCAGAUUCUGGCAAUGCAUCUCAAGGGUUUGGUUAUUUUGUUUCAGGCUUGUGCUCUUCAUUCCCUACUCCUGGGAGGCGGGAGGGGGGGAACAGCCCCUUGCAGGGUGUGAUGUACUUUCAGUUGCAAAUAAAAUGCUGAACCUGCUCAGAAUUAGAUGCCGUACUAAUACCACAAGCCGAGUAUAAACUUGUACCAGGACUCUUAAGAAUAGCAGUCUUCAGUAAAUACUGUAUUUAAAUACUACAAAUUCUUUUGUUUGUCUUAAAAUGUAAUUUCACCCUGAAUUAGGUGUUAACUUGAUUCUUCUAAUGAAAGCAACAUUUAUGGGUUCUAAUAAAUUGUUUAAAGUA